Molecule: messenger RNA, 1406 nt
Organism: Brassica rapa (field mustard)
Lineage: Eukaryota; Viridiplantae; Streptophyta; Magnoliopsida; Brassicales; Brassicaceae
Product: origin of replication complex subunit 6
Biological process (GO): DNA replication initiation; DNA replication
Cellular component (GO): nuclear origin of replication recognition complex
Molecular function (GO): DNA binding
Source: RefSeq, a predicted model, not a curated record
UAUUAUUCUGCUAAUAAUUGAAACAUAAACAUAUAAUCCGCAUAUAAGUUAUAAAUAAAUUAAAAACUAAAUACCUAUUUUCUUCAUUUUUCUACAAUUUUUAUUCAGAUGACUUUAGUUUAGUCACGUUGAUCAUAAUAUGGAUGUUAUAUGGGCCAAACCAAGACCUUCUUAAAGCCCAUUUAGGAAAGGCUUGAGCGAAGACAAAUUUUCAAGCGCGGCUAAAUUUUAGUUAGUCCCGCCAAACAUUAGCAACCUUUUUUAUCUUUAUUUUAAGCUGCAGUUCUCAAUUCUCAUAAGCUUUAUUACCAUUGACAUCUCUUGAAAAUAUCUCACUCGGAUCUUGUCUUUUUUCUUUUUUUUUAUCUCAACAAUCACCGGCAAUAAAGAUAUGGAUAUCUCCAACAUAGCUAGAAAGCUUGAUCUCUCUAACAACAACCUUGUGGUCCGAAAAGCUGCAGAGAUUCGCCGUCUCUGCGACGCUCAGUUCGAUUCAUCCAUCAUCGGCGUUGGUGAGAUCUGUAAAGCUGUGAUAUGUCUCGAAAUCGCAGCGUCUCGGUUGCAGGUUAUUUUCGACAGACAAGCGGCGGUUAAGUUGAGUGGCAUGUCGGAAAAGGCGUACACCAGAUCAUUCAAUAGCCUCCAAAACGUUAUUGGGUUCAAGAUUAAGCUCAAUAUUAAAGAAUUGGCAAUUCAAUUUGGCUGCGUUAGGAUUAUCAAAUCCGUGCAAACUAUACUAUCUUCUUAUAAGGAGAGGUUUCUUGCAUCACUACCAGCAUCAAGACGAGCUAAUGCUGACUUCACUAGACCUGUGUUUACCGCUGCUGCUUUCUAUCUUUGUGCUAAGAAGCAGAAGCUCAAGGUUGAUAAGCUUAGGCUGAUCGAGGUUUGUGGAACAUCAGAAUCUGAGUUCUCUUGUGUCUCAACCUCUAUGACAGACCUUUGCUUUGACUGUGUUGGGGUCUCCAAGGAAAAGAAAGAUGCAAAGGAUGUUAAAGGAAACCGAGAGUUGCUUGAUGUGUUACCUGGAAAGAGGAGACUAGACGAUGGUGGAUAUUCAUCUGAUGAUGAGUCUUCUUGUUACAAAAGACACAAGAAGAUGGAGGAGGCUAAGUACGAAGAUUGGAAAUCAACAGUUGUUGAUUCCAUCAAGAAGAAUCCAGAGAAAGGAGCUAAGAAAGUUAUACAGACCAGUCUCAGUUUCUCAAUGAAGGAUGAAACCAAAGAGUUGCAAGUUGAGUCAUAGCCUUUCAUAGACAAGACUCAACAUCCAGUUCAAUUUCUUGAUGUUCACACUUUACACUUUACAAGACUCAAUUGCUCAAUAACAAUUUUGUCUAAGCAAAUUAUAAUACAUAAAUACAAAAAAUGUAUUAACAAUUUAUACAUUGUGUUCCUUAAACCAA